This is a messenger RNA of Westerdykella ornata, 1746 nucleotides long. RefSeq lists its product as uncharacterized. The record is from RefSeq and is a predicted model, not a curated record. The transcript is spliced from 3 exons. Bases 1 to 1746 code for a protein of 581 amino acids. NCBI's taxonomy places the organism in Eukaryota, Fungi, Ascomycota, Dothideomycetes, Pleosporales, Sporormiaceae.
AUGACGUCCACGAAUGAGCCCAAGCCUACAAAGAAGAGGACGGGCAGGAAACGCCUACCUCCACUCGCGCCAGGCCCGACUCUGCAAUUUCUGGUCGCAAGUCAUCCGGAUGACUUCAAGGCAGAUAAUACGAUGCGGAAUGUAAGAUCUCACGUCAUGUACAAGCAUCGCGGAGAGCAUUACGGUAUUAGAAGAUCGCACUCUGCUUCUUACAGGUCAAAAAGUACCGAAAUCGAGGCCAAGGCAAGGGCAUUCACUCGCACUCCGAGCCCAAGGGCAGCAGAAUCAGGAGGGAGAUCAGUCGAGAGUGGGCUUUUUGCUCCACCAUCAAGUGGGGGGAAGAGCGCAGCCUGGGAUACUGAAUUCCACGACAUGCUUUCACAAACAACUUCGGCAAACCCGUUACGCAAUUUGGCAACCAGAAUUAUAGCCGCAAUAACUGUAGAGCAAGCAAGAAGUACCCCUCCAGUAUUCGGCCACGUCUCAGAGUAUCCUUUUCCACGCAGGAACUCAUGGGAGAAUGACUCCCUGGAAGAUGUCAAGACCCUCUACAUCCAGAACAACGAAUCUUGUCAUCAUGAUGAACCGUGGAUGCGAUUUGUCUGCAGCACCCGCAUGUCUUUUCUUGGCAAUCUUACUGCAACUUGUGUCUUCAUUGAUCUGGCGGAUGGCCUUUUGGACGACAGCCCAAUUACAGUAUACGCGAAGACCAAACUCCUUUCGAUGAUAAAGGAGAGCCUACUGGAGGCGGAGACAUCGACCAGCGACUUUACCGUCCUUAGCAUCCUGCACCUCCUUGCCAGCGAGAUUUGCGGCUCUGGAGAGGAUGUAUUUGAUGCCCACAUGGAGGGACUAGUCCGUAUAAUCCACCGACGAGGUGGUUUAAAGUACCUGGGGGCAGAGGGCCGCAUCGCCGCGUUUCUGGCUGUGUACAUGCUUACGUUCACCAUACUCCGUAGUCAAUCCGAGCCCUCCUUGCUUCACGACUUCGUCCCCGAGCUCUUGCAGCCUCCCGCCGUCCUCAAAAAGCCGCCGAUCUCGCCCCUUUUUGCGCCCAACGGUGACCUUUCCGUACUCUAUAGCUCAUGCUCGGACGGAUGCUAUCAAAUCCUUUGCGACAUGCACGAGCUCACAAACACCUUCAUCCACCGCUGGACUUAUACCACGGAACGCUACCCACAGAGCAGCCUCGAGCUAGCUUCCUACGACCUCCAUAUGCAGCAAAUCUACAGUCGCCUUCUCCUCCGCCCACCGACCGAUCCUCACACCGACCCGGACUGGACAUACGAGUCAUGCCGUCUAGCAGCACUCAUAUACUGUCGCUCCAUCGUGCAGGGCGUUCCACUCUCAGAUUCCGCCGGGGUCAUGCAUGCGUCCAGCAGAGACGACCCGGGAGCGCCAUCCGGCGUCACUCUUCUCUCCGCACUCCACCAGGCGCUGGGAUGCACGGAUACGAAUUCCGACUGGGGCGAUCUCUACGGAGUCUGUCUCUGGGUCUGUCUGGUUGGCGGGGCCGCGAGCUGGCAUUCGUGCGCUCAGCCUGCUGAUGCCGCUGGGUACGCAAGUCAGAGGCAUGAGGACGAGGACAGGGCUGCGGCCUGGGCGAGGAAACGCUUUGCGCUGUUUUCGGUGAAGAGUUCGUUGGCCUGUGGGUUCCAUCAGGCGAGUGCGAUGCUGGAGAUGCAGAGGAGGAUGUUGAGGGUGCAGAGGUUGAUUGCGGUGAAGGGGGGGAUUGCUAGUCAGUGA